This is a messenger RNA of Passer domesticus (house sparrow), 1682 nucleotides long. RefSeq names its product fibroblast growth factor 3 (gene FGF3). Gene Ontology annotation, biological process: regulation of cell migration; animal organ morphogenesis; cell differentiation. NCBI's taxonomy places the organism in Eukaryota, Metazoa, Chordata, Aves, Passeriformes, Passeridae. Gene Ontology annotation, molecular function: fibroblast growth factor receptor binding; growth factor activity. Gene Ontology annotation, cellular component: cytoplasm. The transcript has 3 exons. The coding region runs from base 338 to 1012 and encodes 224 amino acids. The record is from RefSeq and is a predicted model, not a curated record.
UCCCUCUCUCCCUCCUUGCCUCUCUGUCUCACGCAUGCCGUCUGUCUAUCUGGAAAUCCAAGGAGAAGGCUGAUCACGGCAGCUGCGUGUAACACAAACAGCUGGGACUCUUCGGUGGCCUUUGCCGAUGUCUAUUGAUUUAAGUAAAUCUGAGACAGAUAAAAGGGCCAGAUCGAGGCUGAUAAAACCUUGCCAAUGCCGCACGGCUCGAAGCAGCAGCGUGCGCUCGGCAUCUCCGGAGUGCUGCUAGCAAGACGCCUUUAAUGGGACCCCUGGUGCCACUCGCUGCGAGCCUCGCUCUCCCCAGCAGACUCAGCGCUGCGGCCACCAUGCCACAAUGGGCAUAAUCUGGAUCCUGUUCCUGACUCUGUUGCAGGAGCCGUGCUCCCCGGGGCGGGCCGAGGCCGCCGGGGCCGGUGCCCGGCCGCGCCGGGAUGCGGGGGGACGCGGCGGCGUCUACGAGCACCUCGGGGGAGCGCCCCGCCGCAGGAAGCUCUACUGUGCCACCAAGUACCACCUCCAGAUCCACCCCAGCGGCAGGAUCAACGGCACCCUGGAGAAGAACAGCGCCUUCAGUAUUCUGGAAAUAACAGCUGUGGAUGUUGGAGUCGUUGCCAUCAAGGGCCUGUUCUCUGGCAGAUACCUGGCCAUGAACAAGAGGGGCAGACUUUAUGCAUCAGAGAGCUAUAACUCUGAGUGUGAGUUCGUGGAGAGGAUCCACGAGCUGGGUUACAACACCUACGCCUCCCGCCUGUACCGGACUGUGCCCAGCAGGGCGGGCGCCAAGCGCAGAGCCAGCGCCGAGAGACUCUGGUACGUCUCCAUCAACGGCAAAGGACGACCCAGGAGGGGCUUUAAAACCCGCAGGACACAGAAAUCCUCUCUCUUUCUGCCCAGAGUGCUGGACAACAAAGACCAUGAGAUGGUCCGGCUGUUCCACAGCAACGCGAAAUACCGGGAGGGUCUCCUGAGGGCCCCGAGCAGGAACCAGCGCAGAAGGAGAGGACACUGAUGGGGUGGGGGAGCUCGUGGUGGGGCUGGGGGGGACUGGGAGCCUUCAAAGAGCCACUACAAGAACUAACAGCUGUGAUUGUACAGGAGGCAUUAACAGUGACAGGUUUUAUACUCUGUGUAAUAGGACCAAAACCCGCAUCGCUUGCUUUUAGCUGUUGUAGGUUUGUUACCUGUGGGGAAAGAGAUGGGAGGUAAGCUGAGGCACAUUCAAAGGUAAAUUAGCUGGAUGUAAUAAUUUUGCAAUGACUUUCAUGUUUUCUUUUCUUAAAAAAAAUUAUUUCAAGUGUUUUCAUUCUAACUUGCCAUAGGCUAUUAUCUCAGUGACGUUGCCCUCCCAGAUAUUUAACACUUACCAAAUGUAUGUCCUCAGAGAAGGCAUAGUGCUUUCAUAGCUCUUCUGGCCACGAGAGGCUACAUUCUUAUUUUUACAUAAUACAGGAGUUAGAAAACUGGUGGUUUGUUUCUUUAAACAUAUAUUUAUUUUUAUUUUAUGGCCACCCAUUAUCAAUUAUACUUUUUCCAGGACUGUCCAAGAAAAGUAAGAUUGUCAGCUACUUCAAACACUUCCAUAGGCCUGCACAUUACCAGAUCAUCCUUGAUUUUGUAAAACUAAAACUCCAAGAUGCCUGACCUUGUCAUUUAAAUAAAUGAAUGGUGGUAAAGUGGCA